AUGCUAGUGCUACGAGAGUCAGACGUGGCGCCGAUGUUGCAGGAGCUGACGCUGGAGCAGUGUCACCGGCUGCUACAGGCCCUCUGGCGUAGUCUGGCGGCGUACUCGACCAGUGGGAGCAGCAGCAGCAGCAACACCAUCCAUCAGCCAAUGCGAGAGCAGAUCAGGACCGAUGAGGGCAGCACGACGCUGUUCAUGCCAGCGUCCGACACGAAGACGACGACGGGAGUCAAGGUGGUCACUCUGCCCGGCGGUGGAGGCCCUCCCGCGGGAGCCAUAGCCCUCUUCUGCCCCCAUAGCGGCCAGCUCGAGGGCGUCCUCAACGCCGAGAUGAUCACCGCGUUUCGCACCGCCCUCGCUACCAUGAUCCCGUUUCAUCUCUACCAGCUUCCCCAGACUUCUUCUGAUGAAGAUGACACCGUCAAUUCUGGGCCUGGGGGGAACCGGCUGGUCGUCUUUGGGGCCGGCAAGCAGGCCGAGUGGCACGUCCGUCUGGCCCUGCUGCUCGCCCCCAGCCUCACCACUGUCACCGUGUUCAACAGGGGUCGUGCGGGCCUCGACAGGCUGCGUGCCAGCCUGGCUGACUUGUUUGCUACCCGUCCAGCCGUUUCUUUUGUCUACAUCUCUAGAGAGGAAGAAGCAACACAAAAGUACAAAGACCGGCUGCGUGCUGCCGUGUCAGAAGCCGAUGCCAUCUUCUGCUGCACCCCGUCUACCGAGCCGCUCUUUCCUCACUCUUAUCUACAAGAUGGAGCCAAAGAAAAAGAAGAAACGGGAAGACGGAGAAGACAGUUCAUCUCACUGAUAGGUUCGUACCGCCCGCACAUGCAUGAAGUCGACACAGACACGUUGCUCUCGGGCCAGACGCUCCUCGUCGACUCCAAGCAAGCCUGUCUUGCAGAGGCGGGCGAGCUCAUCUCUGCCAGGGUACGAGUCGACCAGCUUACUGAGAUUGGUCAGCUCUUCCCUUCUUCUUCUUCUUCUCCUUCUUCUCUCUUUUCUUCUUCCUCCGUUGUGUUCAAGUGCGUGGGCAUGGGUAUCAUGGAUCUCGCGGUUGGGAGGGAGCUACUCUGCCUUGCCAGUGAACGGGGAUUGGGCGUCCCCAUCCAAGACUUCUGA
This is a messenger RNA of Microsporum canis CBS 113480, 1119 nucleotides long. RefSeq lists its product as hypothetical. The record is from RefSeq and is a predicted model, not a curated record. Gene Ontology annotation, cellular component: cytoplasm. The transcript has a single exon. The coding region runs from base 1 to 1119 and encodes 372 amino acids. Lineage: Eukaryota; Fungi; Ascomycota; Eurotiomycetes; Onygenales; Arthrodermataceae.